ACGCAGCGCUGCUGACAGACUGCUCUGUCCGGUUAUCAGAGCGUCUGUCAGGCAGCAGCAGCAGAUGAACCCCCUCCUCCUCCUCCUCCUCCUCCCCUUCAUGCUGCUUUAAGUCCGCUAAGAAGCCACUAGUCCAAUUAACCGAGAGGAGGCGGAAACCCACGGCUUAUUAAACCAACUUCCUCGGCUCCUCGACGAUGGAUGUGAGCGCCGCUACGACUUCUUAUGACGACGACCUGAUACGACAGCCCGCCAUAACCAAACAAGUUGGACCAGAAGAAGAAGAAGCGACGCACAGGAGCAGCAGCACCGUCACUGAGGAGAUGUUGUUCUGAGCUCACACGUUAAAGCCGUUAUAUAUAUAUAGCUGCUGCUGCUGCACGAGAGAGUAUCAUUUAGAAAAAGGCCUGCACGUGCAUCAGUUGGCGACACUAUAACGGAGUUUCCUCGAGCUGUUUGUGACGGUUGACGGCGGUUGGUUGGUUGGUCGUUAACAUGGAAACGUUCACUGAUGUGCUGCUCGUCACCGCAAAUGUCGGGUCACUCUUUGACAAUUUGGGUGAAAUUCAAAAUGAAUGGUUACAAGAAUUGUACAAGACGAUCCACAGCCACAAGCCGCAGUUCAUCGCCCUGCACUUCCAGGAGGUGGGAGGGAAGGACUACAUGGCCAACAUGGGCCAAGCCGAAAACUUCUUUAGGAGCAUUGAGUCCAGUGAGGAAAUGAAAGACUUUGACAGAGUCUGCAUCUAUGUGGACAACCAGUUUCAAGCAGAAGACAGCUUCACGGCUUUGGGGAGCAUCUACUUCAUCCACAAGACACUGAAAAACAUCUAUCAGUAUGAUUUUAAUGUUAAGGAUUUUAAAGCAGUGUCGGGACAGAACAAGCACGUGGGCUCUAUGGACGGGGUCACCACGGUGGAGAAAGAAAAAUUCCCAAAGAAUUUCUGGCCUGAUUUCAAGUGGUCCAGAAAGGGCUUCAUGAGGACCCGCUGGAUCAUACACAACCAAGGUCUGGACCUGGUCAAUGUCCACCUGUUCCACGAUGCCUCCAACCUCAUUGCCUGCAACUCCAGUCCAUCCAUUUACACAGCCAACCGCAAAAACGCUCUCAGAUACGUCGUCAACAGGAUAUCAGACAGCCGCUACACUCCGCUGCCUUUUCUCCUCUUUGGAGAUUUCAACUUCCGCCUGGACACACUUAGUCUGGUCCAGCAUCUGUCCAAUUCGGCAGACGUGCAGACGGUGAAGAAGGACAGCAGUAACGAAGUGGAGAAGAUCAUCUGCGAAGAAAAAGACAACGACCACCAGGUGCUGCUCCACAUUGAGGAGAAGCUGUUUGCCUACCUGCACCAGGCAGUUUUCAGGGAGGACAACGGCAAAGCACUAUUGAAGUACGACAAAGAAGUUGCAGCCUUUCAUGAUGUCAUUGGGGAAGAGGACAUCAAGUUUCCACCCAGCUACCCCUACAGUGAAGAGUACACUAAACCGACCCAGUACAUGAACACUCGCUGUCCUGCCUGGUGUGAUCGCAUCCUCAUGGCACACACUGCCCAAGAAUUCAUCCACAGGGGAGAUGACGGGGAGAAGAGCGUUGUUUACAACACAGUGGGCCCUAAUGUCUGUAUGGGAGACCAUAAGCCCGUUUUCUUGUUCUUCUCACUGAAGACAAAUGACCAUUGACUCGGAUCCUUCUCAAUGGUCAAUAACCGCACCGUCCUCACAGCCCUGCCACAGCAUCAGUACCAGAGGGUAAUAAUCAGCAUGAUGGUUACCCGCCACAAACCCACCGAUCAUCAGCCAGCAGCGGGUCUCGACACAGGUAGUGCCGGCUGUGAAAACCCCUUCCUCACAUCACCGGUGUCUCACAUAUGACCGUUUCACUGCCGCAUACUGGCCCCGAGUGACACGAGCACAGAUUUAUCAGCAGCCGUUGUGGAUUUCUGAUGCGGUUUUCCAGAUUAUCCACUCACUCUCAAGUCCCCCGACAUGAAAGCUGAGCGUCACCGAGGAUGUUCCUGCUUGAGACAAAACUAUGGUGUGAAGACUGCAGUGUGUGACUGUGGACCAGCCCCCUUUUACAUGGAUGUGUAUGCAAAACAUUCUUUUCUGAUUGUAGUUGCAUUUUUUUUUUUUUUUUUUAAAUAUGCCUUUUUCUUACAGGCAGUGUCGGACAAACCCCAGCCGAGGCAUCACAAAUGUUCUCGUUCCUUAUUGGCCCUAAAUAAUUUAUGAAAUCUUCAGUCAGUCAGGCCACUUUGUAGCAACUGAACUUCAAUAGAUUUUAAAUUAGCAGUUGAAUCAGAAUCCAGUAUCGUGAAACUGCUGUUAAUAAGUAAUGUUUAGCUAAACCUUAUUAUGAGCCACUAAUAAUAAUGAAAACUAAAAAAUAUGGGAUCUUUUAAUAUCAAUCAUUGGACCAGUCCUACUGACUAUGUGUCUAGUUUUAUUUUGUAUUUCACAAUGUUUUUAGUUCCGGUAUUUUUUUUUUUUGUAAAGUUGUUUACUCCCACUGCAAGCAAGAUUUUCUACCACAGUUGGAGGAAUGCUGCUAUCUCAGUUUCCUGUAGACAUGACGGUUUAGUUAGAUGCCCUCCGUAGAUAAAAUAUCAUUUAUGAAGGAUAUCUUACUGACUUGUUUUUCAUACUUGUAGCUACUUUUCUCACAGCAGCUUUGACUGCGUCACUGUGUCACUCAUAUCUUUAGCAAAGUCAUUCCCAGAAUUGAUUUUUGAUAAAUGACACUAGACAGUGGACAAUAACAUUUUAAAGCAACAACCAACCGACUACAGCUGUUUAUGAAUGCUGUGGGAGCUGAAUUUAUGAAUAUAACACAGCAGCAGUGUUUCACCCUGUUGAAUUUAAAGUAUCAUUCUUUUGCUGUUUUUCUAAACUGUACGUCAAUAAUACCAAGUGCUUUUUUCCACAAGCUAUAACUCAGCAGUUCUCAAUUUUUCGAUUUUAGCCGUCCUCGCUCAGAGAAAGUUUUCUUUACUGUUUGUCUGCGCGGGAAUCUUUUCUACUCUGGUUGGCAUCGACCUUAUUCCAUUGCCAAAAGAAUUAUAACGUAGGCCUCGCGUGUUUACUUCUAACUGUGCUUAAGGCUUCACGAACUCCUGUAUAUACACAUGUGUGCACCCACACACAACACAGAAGGCACUGGUUUUAUUUUGUUUUGUUAAUUCAUAGUCUUAUUGUGUAGCACAAGUAAUGUUUUUUGAUGUUAGAUGUUUUUUUUUAAUCUGGCUUUAAUAAUGACUAAUUGAAAGAAUUUAAAAUAUGUUUGUCGUUCGUCACUUUCAUCCAAUCCCAGCUGUCACGUAUUUGAAUUGUUUGUGUGUCUUGUGGAGCUUCUUUUGUCUUACGCAGCUUGGUGGAAGAGUACGCUCUCUAUGUUCAUGCAAAAAUACUUUUCAUGCAUAAAUUCACAUAUGAAGUUUGGACUGUCAGUCACAUUUGUACAGCGGGACUGAAGCCUCGCCAUAACAAGAUUAAGUUAAGAGUCAGUGAUGCAAAUGUUUGUGUAGGUUGAAGAGUUUGUUAGUAAUAAACUUGUAGCAGUUCGCUGUUGACCAGUCAUGGGAGGCGAGUUCAUUAUAAGGCCAGUAUUAUUACAUUUAGAUUAACUCUGGUCAAACACUACAUCAUUGUCAUAUUUCACUUUUGUAAAUAAAAUAUUACUCUCAUAAA
Messenger RNA from Sebastes umbrosus (honeycomb rockfish), 3687 nucleotides. It is a transcript of the gene inpp5l, whose product is annotated as inositol polyphosphate-5-phosphatase L. Gene Ontology annotation, molecular function: inositol-polyphosphate 5-phosphatase activity. Lineage: Eukaryota; Metazoa; Chordata; Actinopteri; Perciformes; Sebastidae. The coding region runs from base 496 to 1680 and encodes 394 amino acids. Gene Ontology annotation, biological process: phosphatidylinositol dephosphorylation. The record is from RefSeq and is a predicted model, not a curated record. The transcript is spliced from 16 exons.